GGAGGCGGGCGGGCGGCGGGCGGCCGCGGGACAUGACGGCCGGCCGCCAGACCGAGGGCGCGGGCGCGGACGCGGACGCCGCCUCUGCGCGGGCGCCCUCCCGGGUGGUCAAACUGCUGUCGGCCCUCUUCUACGGGGCCUGCUCCUUCCUCAUCGUGCUGGUCAACAAGGCGCUCCUGACCACCUACAGUUUCCCAUCACCAAUUUUUCUUGGAAUUGGACAGAUGGCAGCUACCAUAAUGAUACUGUAUGUGUCCAAACUAAAUAACAUAAUUCACUUCCCUGAUUUUGACAAGAAAGUUCCCGUGAAGCUGUUUCCCCUGCCUCUCCUCUACAUUGGAAACCACAUAAGUGGAUUAUCAAGCACAAGUAAAUUAAGCUUGCCGAUGUUCACUGUGCUCAGGAAAUUUACCAUUCCACUCACUUUACUCCUGGAAACCAUCAUACUUGGGAAACAGUAUUCCUUGAACAUCAUCGUCAGUGUUUUUACCAUCAUAUUUGGUGCUUUCAUAGCAGCUGGUUCUGACCUUGCUUUUAACUUGGAAGGCUAUAUUUUUGUAUUCCUGAAUGAUAUCUUCACAGCAGCAAAUGGAGUUUAUACCAAACAGAAAAUGGACCCAAAGGAGUUAGGGAAAUAUGGAGUGCUUUUCUACAAUGCCUGCUUCAUGGUUAUACCAGCUCUCAUCAUUAGUGCCUCUACCGGAGACCUUCAGCAGGCUACUGAAUUCAGUGAAUGGAAGAAUGUUCUAUUUAUUGUACAGUUUCUUCUUUCCUGUUUUUUGGGCUUUCUCUGGAAAGCACCCAUGCAGCAGAGGAGUGGAGUGAGAGCCAGGAUCCCUGGGAACACAGCUGGAACGACGAGGAGCAAGCAUGAAACACUGCUGUUUUUUUUAAAGUCGUGCUAACGAUGUCACUGUCUCCAAAAUAUGGUGUUGCUUAUUGAUUUCUGAAAGUUAGUCUGCAUGAGGUCAGCUAGUGUAUCACAUUCAGUGCUGUUUGUUGUCUUUGCUACAUUGUCCCCAGUUUUUCAAGAGCUUCCACCUCACAUAAAUAUGUGGAAAUGACCACCACUUGCUCUAGUGCUGUACCUGCCAUAUUCAGGGAAAUUUCUGAGGAGCAAUGUCCAGGCCAUUGUCUUGUCCAACAAUUUUAGGCUUUUGUUCUUAAAAUUUUCUUCACGUCUGUUGUCCUGUUGAGAAGCCAUGCAGCCUGUGUCUUUUAUCUUCCAGACACUUGAAAAUUCUCUUUCAUGAAUGGGGUAACACAUGCAACUAGUAAAUAAUCCAAGAGCUACAACAGCAUUCACAGGGAACAAAAGCUACCAUCCCUUUUCCCCUGCCCUCCAUCCCUGCAGUUUUCCUCUGCAGAGGUGACUGCUGUUUGAAGUCUUUGGAGUAUUCUUCCUGGGUGGGGCUCCCUCCAUAUACGAACACCUGUCUUUUAGCCUAUCCUGAAAGGUGCUUUGAAUGACUGUGUCAGGGAAUUACUUAUCAAAAGACUUUUCCUGUGAAUUUCCCCCUUAUUUUUUUUUUUUUUACCACCAAUAGCACAGUUUUCAUUAUGUUUAAAUUAGCUAAGAACAGCUCACAGUCUCUGAUCAAACUUGAUUUUAAUUGCAGUGAUAUAGUCACACACGAUGAAAACAUUUAUGUAUAGCCUCCAUUUCACUAAUUCUCUUUUUAGCUGUCUCUGAUUUAAUGUUGAGCCUGUUGAUGGACUUUUUGAUUUUAACAAUUUUUUAUUUGUGAAAGUUUCACAGGUUCCCCCCCCCCCCAAACUUAUUAUUCAUUCCUAACAUUCUCUCCUUGGUGAUCUUUGUGACUGUCGUAACUUUCAUUUCUUCAAAUGUUAUACACAUAGCUGUUCUGUAUUCUGCAUCUAAUGAUCCCAGUAUCUGCAGUUUUUGAGACUAUAAAUGUGUAUGUAGUUUGUGACUGUCAAACUGUGUGUAGUUGGUGACCUGUGGUUAUGAGCACACUGCUUAAUCAGUGUUAUGGGCUGAUUGCCCAUAACAAAAGGCAAAUUUGAGAAACCUUCCUGUGGGGACAGAUUGUUUCUGUUCCUGCUGUCAGCCAAGUAUUGCCCCUGACCUGGACCGCCAUAUGCAUUUCUGAAGGUCUAGGCUCAGUGAGCUAAAGUGUCCCUCCCAAAUUGGAGUCUGGCUCAAAGCUCAGUUUCCGGACAGUGCUGUUCUGCCAAGGUCUCUGCUCCCCUAUUCUGUUUCAGCUGUGUUCUGCUCUGACUCCUGCCUGGCCCUAAUACCUUACCAGUCUGUGUCCAGUUCCUCCUUUUUUAAAAGAGGAGGGUUUGAGUGACCUCUUGUGCCUCUUUCAAGACCAAUAUCUCUCAAGUAGUGUGUCCUUUACAGGCAUAGGUUGCUCUGCAAUGGGAGGGUCCCUUCGGGCACUUAGGCAGCCAUUGUCAGAAGCAUAAGUUAAGUGAAAUACUUAUAGUUUUACCAGUUGUUGUCUCACAUUAAACUUUGAAAACAGAAUCUAAGCCAUGCUGUGAGUCAUCCUUUGUCAAACUAUCUUUUCUUUUCUCUCUGAUUAAAAAAAAUUCAAUCCAUAACAUACAAACUCAGAUUAGUACCUUUCCCUGGCUAAUCCUAGAUUCACAUAUGAACAACAAAGCCAAAUUUCAAAGUUUUUUCUCAUUUCACUAUAAACUUGAUGACAUUCUGUUUCUAUUUUGUUUUUUUAAUUUUUCUCUCUCUUUUUAUUACUUGCAUUAUACCACUUAAUCAUUCCUAGAAGGAAUUCAAGAAGUAGAACCUCCAGUGUCACCUGUCCUCAGUGA
This is a messenger RNA of Hyaena hyaena (striped hyena), 2799 nucleotides long. It is a transcript of the gene SLC35D2, whose product is annotated as solute carrier family 35 member D2. Gene Ontology annotation, cellular component: Golgi apparatus. Lineage: Eukaryota; Metazoa; Chordata; Mammalia; Carnivora; Hyaenidae. The transcript has 10 exons. Gene Ontology annotation, molecular function: GDP-fucose transmembrane transporter activity; antiporter activity. The record is from RefSeq and is a predicted model, not a curated record. The coding region runs from base 33 to 905 and encodes 290 amino acids.